Messenger RNA from Vairimorpha ceranae, 471 nucleotides. RefSeq lists its product as hypothetical. Lineage: Eukaryota; Fungi; Microsporidia; Nosematidae. The transcript has a single exon. Bases 1 to 471 code for a protein of 156 amino acids. The record is from RefSeq and is a predicted model, not a curated record.
AUGCUAAAUAUUGAUCAUAAAAGUUAUAAAAAUAUAAUACUCAAGUUUUUAAGUCUUGUUAAAUUUGAUUUUACGGAUGAUAAAUUGGGUGGAUCUGGCAAAAUUAUCCAGAUAGAUGAAACGGCACUUAAUCACAGUAUUAAAGCACAAGGAGGGAAAAUUCCUACGAAUAAAACCGAUGCUUUAUGCAUCGUUGAAUUUGAGGAAAACAUCAACAGAACUUAUGCUUGUGUUAAAGAGAAUAAAAAAGCUUCAACUAUUUUACCAACAAUCUGUGCUAAUGUUGCAUCUAAUAGUAUAAUACAUAUCGAUGAGCAUAAAAGCUAUUCUGCGCUUAACAACAUGGGUUCCGUUCAUGACACGGUCUGUCAUAAGUGUACUUUUAUAAACCCAGAAACGGGUGCCAAUACGCAGGCUGUGGAGUCCUUUAACAAUUCGCCGAAGUUAGACAAAAAAAAAGAAAAGGAAUAA